CGUCACUGCACACCACGCCCACUCUCCCUCCAGCAUGGCUGCUCUCAAGACACUCCUCGCUCUUACUUGUCUAGGACUGGUUGUCGCCGAGGAGGCCCAGCGUGAGAAGCGCGGCGGAGGUUAUGGAAGUGCUGGCCAAGGUUAUGGUGGCCACGGAGGCGCCGGCUAUGGUACCGGUGGUGGCGGAUACCUGAUUGUUGGUGCUGGUGGCGGUGGCGGCCACGGCCCAAGUGCUGCUGAUAUCGCUAACCAGGCUGCACAUCAAGCUACUGCUGCCGCUGCAGGUCUUCCCGGAGCUGCCAACGCAGCCGCAGCAGCUGCAGCUAACCAGGCGGCUGCUGCUUCGUCAGCUGCAGCACAAACAGCUCAAGCUGCAGCGGCCACCAAACAGUCUCAAGCUGCACAAGUAACAACCGCUGCCCAAGGGGCGCAAGCUGCAGCUUUUUCUGAGGCUUCCUUGGCUACUCAAACCGCAAAGGCCGAACAAGAAGCUGAGAACACCUAUAAUCUGGCGGUGCAAACUGUCAACGACAUCGAUGCCGCUCACGCCGAGGCCCGAGGCAUCGUAGAGGAGACCUACCAGGCCCUGGUAGCUGCCAGAGCUGUGAGGGCAGCCCAAGCCGCUAUGGCAUGGCAGGCUCAACAAGCCACUUAUUCUCUCAACCAGCAACAAAGCCUCUCUCUCAACGACUUGCAGAAGGCAAAUCAGGCAGCUGCCCAGGCUGAGGCAGCAGCUGCUAAGGCGCUGGCCAAGUCCAAAAAUAGAGAUUAUGGACAUGGAUACCACUAAGACUGCAUUUCUGUAAUUCACAACCACACCAGUCGCUAACUCGUAUAUUAAAACUGUUGAUUAAGCACAACUAGUCAAAAAUAUGUAUAUCCUUUGAACAUUAUUUUGUAAUUCAAGUGUGUGUGGAUACAAGAAGAACCAUUGUGCCUGCGCCGCUUCUCUUAUUGAGCCAACAUCAUUACAUUAAAUCUCAUAUAUACAUAAUACAUCUAGAAAAAUAUAUAAUACUUUGCCUAGAGUAUGAUUAUGAUAUUGUGUAAAUAAUCUGUCAAAGAUAUAAUGAAACAAUAUCCGUGAUAGAAUAAUAAAGAAUG
Messenger RNA from Procambarus clarkii (red swamp crayfish), 1104 nucleotides. Its product is annotated as antifreeze protein Maxi. The record is from RefSeq and is a predicted model, not a curated record. Lineage: Eukaryota; Metazoa; Arthropoda; Malacostraca; Decapoda; Cambaridae.